Molecule: messenger RNA, 979 nt
Organism: Sipha flava (yellow sugarcane aphid)
Lineage: Eukaryota; Metazoa; Arthropoda; Insecta; Hemiptera; Aphididae
Exons: 2
Coding region: 421-888 (155 amino acids)
Source: RefSeq, a predicted model, not a curated record
AAAAAAAAACACAAUAUGCUCAUAAAAGUAUAUUUAUACAGUAAGUUCCCGUUACAACGAAAAAUCCCGUUAUAACGAAAGUCAUAGAAAUCCCCUACCGAAAAGCUAUUAAAACAAUGUUAAACUAAUCUCAAUACAACGAAAUGAUAGAUUUUUAAUAAUCCCGAUACAACGAACUAUUUGUACUGGUUAAAAUGUAUGUAUUUCCCUACUUCAUUUAAUCUAAAGAUAAGAAGCACACGGUUUUACGAAAUUAUCAAGCCAUUAAAUUGUCAUUAUAACGUGUGACCGUGUUAGGCUCGUUUCACACUACACGGUUUUGACCGUACGGCAAAACACGAUAUAAGCAGGGUUCCUGUGCUUAGUAUACUUUUUCACAGGUUUAGUUUUAUAAGAACACUCAAGUCGCGCGUGGUUAUAAUGAACGACAAACAAAUUAUAUAUAAACGCAAAAGACAACAGAAAAAUUGUGUUUUUUGGGUACAUCAUAUUAAUGCUAGAAGAGAGGAAGUGGGAUUAUUUUAUACAUUAUUUAAUGACUUACGAAAUGAUGAAAAUAAGUUUUUUAAUUAUUUCCGUAUGUCAUGUGCUUCUUUUGAUGUAUUACAUGAAAAACUCAAGGAUAAGCUUCAACGUGAAAACAUGCAAUUUAGAAAUUGUAUACAACCAGUUGAGAUGAUAUCGAUUACAUUGAGAUGGUUGCAUGAUGCACAUAGGAUAAACACUACCAUUGCAUUUAGUGCGACAGAGAUAUUGACAAUAAGAAGACAUCAUCAAAGGAACAUAGAUGGACAUACAAAAGAUGUUUUGGAGAACAAAAAUUUCAACAACGAACAUACACAUCAUUGUACAGUAUCAUUACAUGCAAAUGUAAUUGUAGUAAGUUAAAAAUAAUAAACACAAAAUCUUUUCUUUUACAAACAAUAAGUGAAGAAUAUUGAUAUUACAACAUAUUUUUCUAAAUAUAAUACAAGUCUUA